CGUCUCCCGUCUCUUACAGGAAGCAUAUCUCUCACUCUGCAAGAGAAGAAACUUUGGAAGAUUUGAUAUUUUGUCUCGAUCAGCCAUGGAAGAGAAGAAGCCAGAAUCUGCGACUAAGAACGUUAAGAAGGUUAACUUGUUAGACCAUAAUGCUAUCAAACACCUCCUCGAUGAAUCCGUCUCCGAGAUCGUUACGAGCCGAGGGUACAAGGAGGAUGUGAGAUUGAGAAACGUUAAAUUUCUCUUAGGAGGGAUUAUAAUCGUGGUUGCUCUUGUUGCUCAAUUCUACAACAAGAAGUUUCCUCAGAACAGAGACUUUUUGAUCUGUUGCAUCGGAUUGUAUGUGGUGUUGACUGCGGUAAUGCAGCUGAUUCUGUACAUUAAGGAGAAGAAUGCCAUACUCUUCACCUAUCCUCUUGAGGGAUCAUUCACCAGUACUGGUUUGGUGGUAUCUUCCAAGUUACCCAGGUUCUCUGAUCUGUAUACUCUCACCAUCGACAGUGCUGAUCCGAACUCAAUCUCAGCUGGGAAGUCAGUCCAGCUCACCAAAAGUGUCACUCAAUGGCUCACAAAAGAUGGAGUUCUUGUUGAGGGUUUAUUCUGGAAAGAUGUUGAAGCCCUUAUCAAGGACUACACAGAAGGAGGAGAACCAAAGAAGAAGAGAUGAUCAUCUUAUAAAAGCGGAAAGUAUGUUCAAUCUAGUUCUAAAUCUUAAACAGACUUGAUAACUAAAACCGGUGGUGACAUUUUUUCUGAGAGGAUACAUUGAUUACCCACUCCAUCAGAAGAUUCAUACAUUGAAACCAAAUUUUCAUAUGAUUCCAAGAUUUUAUUACCCCA
Camelina sativa (false flax) is the source of this 840-nucleotide messenger RNA. Its product is annotated as signal peptidase complex subunit 2. NCBI's taxonomy places the organism in Eukaryota, Viridiplantae, Streptophyta, Magnoliopsida, Brassicales, Brassicaceae. Gene Ontology annotation, cellular component: membrane; signal peptidase complex. The record is from RefSeq and is a predicted model, not a curated record. Gene Ontology annotation, biological process: protein targeting to ER.